Phialemonium atrogriseum is the source of this 1034-nucleotide messenger RNA. RefSeq names its product trimeric LpxA-like protein. The coding region runs from base 212 to 802 and encodes 196 amino acids. The record is from RefSeq and is a predicted model, not a curated record. Gene Ontology annotation, biological process: mitotic spindle organization. The transcript has 2 exons. NCBI's taxonomy places the organism in Eukaryota, Fungi, Ascomycota, Sordariomycetes, Cephalothecales, Cephalothecaceae. Gene Ontology annotation, molecular function: dynein complex binding. Gene Ontology annotation, cellular component: dynactin complex.
CAUUCAUCCAGCGUGAGAUUUGUUUUCUUUCCUUCUUCACUGCCUCAUGCCUGUGGAUCCGUGAUACCCAGAGCUGUAAGCUCUCCCAAUCGCUCACCGAUAACGGCGUCCAUGCCUCUACAUCAUGCAAUCCUGCCGUCGACCUCCAUAGCAUAGAUACAUACCUAUCCAAAUCUGUUUCCGUUGCCCAGCAGCCGUUUACCUCUCGGCCAUGUCUUCCUCAUCAGCCAAACGGCACUCGAUCCUCCCAUCCAUUUCCCAAGCCGGCCCCAAACCCCCCGUCCAGUUCUCAUCCUCCAUCACCAUCGCCGACUCGGCCCUCCUCACUGGCUCAAACCCCAUCACGAUCAGUUCAGAGAGCGUGGUCCACCCACGCGCGAAACUCGAUUCCUUGGGCGGAAGUAUAAACGUCGGCAGGCGAUGCAUCAUACAUGAACGUAGCCUGGUCGGGGCUAUGGGGUCUGAGGGGAGGAUAACGGAGAGAGCAGUCACCCUCGGGGACUACGUUACCGUGGAGGUCGGCGCCGUGGUUGAGGCCGGCGACACUGUUGUCGGUGAAGGCACAGUAGUAGGCGUUGGAUCCAAGGUUGGGAGGGGUGCCGUCAUUGGGAAGUAUUGCACCCUCACCCCGCGGACAGUAGUUGCUCCGGGUGAAGUAAUUCCCGACCUGACUGUAGUGUACUCGAAUGGCAUGCGCAGGUCGGACAAGAGAGGUGCUUCGGCGUUGAGGAAUAAGGGGCAGGCACGACAAAUCGAGGUUUUGAGAAAGAUAAUACCCAGCAAUCCAGCUAAAUUUCAGUGACCUUUUGGAGUUCCAUUCGUUUCCCUAAGCCUACUAGGUUGCUAGUCUGACCUAUACCCAUUGACAGGUGGGUGUUUAAACCAGGCGCUCUCGGAAGUGCGACCUGAAUGUAUGUACCUGAUCUGGAAAUCGCAAUGCGACAUGUCAACUAGCCUUACAAAUGUUUCGUCUUCAUCCACUCACUCAUCCCCAGCCCUGUAUUUAGUCCGUUCUCGGCCCACCAUCUCCGCAC